Molecule: messenger RNA, 636 nt
Organism: Caenorhabditis briggsae
Lineage: Eukaryota; Metazoa; Nematoda; Chromadorea; Rhabditida; Rhabditidae
Exons: 2
Coding region: 1-636 (211 amino acids)
Source: RefSeq, a predicted model, not a curated record
AUGACAACCGCUUGCCACGUCAUCAUCCAAGGCCGCCCGAAUGAUGACCCACUAGGCCCCACUGGCGCAGUCGGGCUCAUUCAAGAUGGGACAUCUACUAUUCUAGUAGACGCUGGUGAUCCAUGGAAUGGGUCUGAAAUUGUUGGAAAACUAAAAGAGCACCAGGUGGCACCGUGCCAAGUGACACAUGUUCUAGUCACACAUGGUCACUUGGAUCAUUGUGCUAACCUAGGGCUGUUUCCGGAAGCCACGGUGAUCAUGGAUUGGGAUAUUGGAAAGAGGGGAAACGAGAGAGCAGAAUACAGUGUGAUUCCAGGAUGGCCGUAUAGGGUAUCAGAAAAGUGUGAGAUUUUGAAUCUCUCCGGCCACACCGCUUCCGAUACCAUCGCUAUCGUUCAAGAGAAAAAUCGACUUGUUGUUUACUCCGGAGACCUGAUAGAAGAUUCUCAGGAUCUUCAGAAGUUUGAAGAUUUCUUGCCAUUAGAUGAAGACGAAUAUGAAGAUCUAAUUUUAUCCCAAGAGAUUAUAUUUGGGUCUGGAGAUGUUAUAGUUCCAGGUCACGGAGAAUCGUUUAAGAAUCCGGAUCGAUACCUUUUUCUUUUUCUUUCUUUCUGGCGGCGUUUUAUGUUGCUCUGA